AGUUGAAACAUCCUAAUCCAUGAUGGUAAACAGUAAGCCCAUCAUUCAUUUCCAUGGCUCAUGGCUGCUGAGUAUCGCCUCUCUUGCUUCGGCCUGCAUCUGCCUUUGCCUGAUGUCCCUGCAGUCCACCAGGCUCAGACAUCUUCAGAUCGAAUUGGGGGAACUGCGUCAAUGGACCGGCCUCGAAUGCAGAGAGACAGAUGAUGCCAUCUCGCGCUGCGAAAUGUAUAACUCUCACAGAGGUUAUCAGUGGGACGGAAUAGUCAGCGGCAAAGAAAAAAGGGAUGUUGCCAGGUCUGGUAAACGACGACAACGCUUUGCAGCUGGGAGGGUUGCUGUUCUUCAUCUUCAACCUCUCUCCUUGCACUCAUAUGAUGAAGAUGAUUACACACUGAUCAAAUGGACUGUUGGGAAAAGUCUGGGGAAUGGACUGCAAGUAGGCCUAUCUGGAGAAACGGUCACUAUAGUAACAGAGGGGACAUACUUUAUCUACAGUCAGGUGCUGUAUAAGGACACCACAUGGACCAUGGGACAUGUGAUUAAAAAGCGAAUACAUGGAACAGUGACCAGCUUGAUGAAGUGCAUACAAAGCAUGCCUAGCAACAUCACAGUGGCUCAAAACACCUGCUACACUGCUGGUGUCCAUUACCUAGAGCCAGGAUCAACAUUGGAGGUCUCUGUUCCACGUAAAUCUGCUGGUGUAGUCCUCAAGGCUCAUGCUACCUUUCUCGGCAUGUUCAGUAUAUGACGUAUUUGACUCAGUUUCCUUAACAUACACCUCAAUGUAGCAUGCAUGGAUACAUUCUAUUUCUCCAACAGUAACCCCGCUGUUAAAUGAACGUGCAUUAUCCAUUUGGGAAGAAUGACGUUGGAUGAAAUAGCGACCUCUUUAGACCGAAGAAGUAACUUUGCUAGAGGCGAUGUAAAGUCAACUGUUGUAGCCUAUAAGAUUUUUCAAUUGUGUUAUUCCAUCGGUAGUUAAUUAGGCUACAUCUUUUCUGAUGGUAUUCUUGUCUGAUUGAGUUUGUCGUCUUCGACUCGAUUUUGUUCUAAAUAUUGCUAUUUACUAAGCUUUUGGGUAAUAACGGAUGACUUAAAUGUAAAAAGGUUUUUUAUCUGUAAAUGUAACAAAAAGAGCUUACAUUUGUUGGCUGUUUGACCUAGCCUACUAUAUUUUACCAAUCAAUGAGUUUUUCCUGUGCCCUCUGAGGACGGGGCCGGAAGUGCGUCUACCUGCCUUGGUACAAUUGUUGUGAUGACCAGUAGAUGUCACUGUGACCUCAAGAUUCACAUCGUGACGUCAAUGUGGUGUCAAUAAAUACUUAAUUUUAAUCAUUA
Messenger RNA from Osmerus eperlanus (European smelt), 1338 nucleotides. RefSeq names its product TNF superfamily member 13 (gene tnfsf13). Gene Ontology annotation, molecular function: tumor necrosis factor receptor binding; receptor ligand activity. The record is from RefSeq and is a predicted model, not a curated record. Gene Ontology annotation, biological process: immune response. The transcript has 6 exons. Gene Ontology annotation, cellular component: membrane. NCBI's taxonomy places the organism in Eukaryota, Metazoa, Chordata, Actinopteri, Osmeriformes, Osmeridae. Bases 20 to 748 code for a protein of 242 amino acids.